This is a messenger RNA of Cuculus canorus (common cuckoo), 832 nucleotides long. RefSeq names its product avidin-like. Gene Ontology annotation, molecular function: biotin binding. The record is from RefSeq and is a predicted model, not a curated record. Lineage: Eukaryota; Metazoa; Chordata; Aves; Cuculiformes; Cuculidae. The transcript is spliced from 4 exons. Bases 138 to 584 code for a protein of 148 amino acids.
ACCCAUAUUGCACAAUGCCCUGGUCAGAGCUGCCACCCAUAACCUGGCAGCAAUAAAAGGGCGAAGGAGCGAGCACUUCGGCAGAGACCUGCGAGGAGCACAUCCCUGGGUACGCCAGCUGUCUGCUCGCUGCAGAGAUGGUGCAAGUGACUACCUUUCUCCUGGUGCUCAGCCUGGCCCUGGUGGCUUCUGGCCUCUCUGCAGGAAAGUGCGUGCUGACUGGGCAGUGGACCAACGACCUGGGCUCCAACAUGACCAUUGGGGCUUUGAACGAGAAAGGCGAAUUCUCUGGUUCCUACCACACAGCCGUUACUGCCACCACAAACAAGAUUCAGAUUUCACCACUGCAGGGGUCGCAGCACAGCACAAACCAGAAGAGCCAGCCUACCUUUGGCUUCACCGUCAAUUGGCGUUUUUCAGACUCUGUCACAGUCUUCACGGGCCAGUGUUUUGUGGACGAGGACGGAAGGGAGAUUUUGAAGACCAUGUGGCUCCUGCGGUCCCGUGUGAACAGCAUCAAGGAUGACUGGAAAGCCACCAUGGUCGGCAUCAAUGUCUUCACCCGCCUGCACUCACGGGAGUGAGGAUGGCAGCAUGGAGGUUCCCGUCUCAGCUGCACCGAGGAUACAGACACUCCCCAUCAUUCCCCAUCUCCUGCUUCUCUCAAUAAAACUUUGCUGCAAAUACUGUCUUGGCUCCUGCCGUGGCGUGGCUCAAAGCCCACAUUCCCCCGAGCCCCCCCGCCGUGGCAUCCGACAGCCUCUCCUGUCCCCGUCCCCAAACCCCGAUGUGCGUCCCCUGCCGUGACCUUCAGCCCACGGCCCGGGCUCCU